ACAGCAUUGCUAAUAAUAUCGACUUACUAAGUUUAGCACACUGCCCUUGAGCAGCCUGUGCUUCUUGACUGUAUAAAUACGAGCUACUGGAACCGUCAAAAUCAUAAGUUCUCCAUGAAAGCCGACUCCAAGACACGAAGAAACAAUUUGAACGAUCCUUCAACGACGCCCUGGGCGUUCAAGACUUUUGGCCAACCGCAAAUCUUUUUAUCGAGUCGAUAAAACGCAAGUCCUGUCGACUAACGUGGAACAGAAGAUUACCAGUCGCAGCAGCGGCGAACCAGCUAUCAAGACGUGAGUGCUGUACGUCUCAGAACAAGAGAACCCUGAACAAGAAUGAGUCUUACAAUGUUUGGGGGCGACCAGGAACAGGUGUGCCUGAGCUUUCAGCCCCCUGAACAAAACAGCUCCUUCUGUGAGUCAACAACAUCGGUUGAGGUUGAAGAAAACCUUUUUAUCUUUGCUGAUCUGGUUCCACUUGUCCCUUGGAUACCUCAUUUUUUCCUCUGGGCUGUAACUCCAUGGUAUCUCAUCUGCUUCCUGUCAACUGGGAAGACUACCAGUCCCAUUGGAAAACUUGGGAAAAUGAAGAUGUCCUGCACUUUGUUUAUGGCUACCGUUUCCGCUGUGCAACUUACGAGAAUGAGCAAAAUCAAGGUCAUGCUGGACAGCAUUAGUGGUCACUACUGCUGCCACUGGGCGAGGCUGGCCUCUCUGAUGCUGACCACAAAGCUAACGACAAUUGAGAGACAACGAGGCACCCACUACUCCUUUCCUCUCUUCGUGUUCUGGGCUCUAAUGUUGGUUUCUGAUUCACUGUCCUUCAUCCAAGAUGUCAGCUCCGAACUUUAUCUCCGUGACCCCUUCACCUUUGUACUGUGUGCUUGCUGCGUUAUCGGAGCUCUGAUCCACUUUGUAAUCUCUUCUCUGCCCGACUCAAGAGUUCCAGCACCGGAUGCCCACCCAGAAGAACUGACUUCUCUUCCCGGGAAACUCACUCUGAACUGGAUCACUGGCAUAGUCUGGCGUGGUUAUAGAAACGGUCUAAAAGAAGAAGAUGUGCCUCACUUGGCUGCACGAGACAGAUGUCAGACUCUAUCUCCGGCUUUUGAAAAGAUUUGGGACAAAGAGGUGGCUGUUCUCCAAUCGCGUGAAGGUACAAAGAACAAGCAGACUGAUUCAUUGAGGGAAGGAAAGUGUCAGAAAGAAGUACAACCCCCAAAGGUAAAUCUUCUAAAGGUUCUGCUAAAACGAUUUGGUGCUGAAUAUUUGACAUAUCAAUCCAUCAAACUGUUCUUCGAACUUACCAUGUUUGUGGAGCCACUGUUGAUGGGUUGUUUCCUGACACAUUUUCAGCACAGAGACACGGAACCAUCCUGGAAAGGCUACGCCAUUGUGAUGGGCUUGUUUGCCUCAACGCUUAUCACCAACACAGGACACAAUCGAGUGUGGACGUCAGUUGACAGACUGUCUAAGAACAUCAAGAGUUCUCUCAAAAUGGCGGUGUACAAGAAAGCGUUAAGUGCUAGAAACGAGGGCAAGCGAGACAUUACCACCGGCGAGAUCGUAACCCUGGUCGCAGACGACUGUGAAAAGUUGGUGAACGCCAGCAACAUCGUCUUUCUCAUUUUGGCUACCCCUGUUCAAGUGAGUGUGGCUCUGUACAUGCUCUAUCAACAAUUGGGAACGGGAGCUUUCGUCGGUUUAGCCAUCAUGUUGUCACUUAUUCCCCUCAACGCUUGGGUAGGCAAAAAGCUGAAGAAAUUUGAAAAGGAAAAGAGUGACAUUAAAGACAAAAGGAUCAAAAUCAUGAAUGAAGUUCUGAACGGCAUAAAGGUACUGAAACUGUACGCGUGGGAGAAGUCGUUUCUUAAGAAAGUGAUGUACUCCCGGGAUCAAGAAGUGAGCUUGCAUAAGAAGAUGUGCCUAAUCCAUGCUGGUAUUGACUUUAUGUUCUGUACCAUCCCCUUCAUGGUGCGUGUUGGUGGCUUCAUGACCUUUGUCUGCCUUGGAGGCUACCUCGAUCCUUCCACAGCUUUUGUGACCACGUCUUUGUUUGCAAUCUUAAACAAACCUUUCAGCAUCAUGGCCAUCAUUAUACCAGAGUUUGUUCAAGCAUCUGAUGCUCUGGCAAAACUGAACAAGUUUCUGAACCUUGAAGACAUUCCAGAAGAUAUUGUCAAGAAAACCAGUGUCUGUGAAGAGUCAAUUACGAUCAAAGAUGGUGUAUUCACCUGGGACAGAUCUAGCUCAAAGAACUGCAUUGAGAACAUAAACGUGAGCAUUCCAACAGGCCAGCUUGUCGCCAUCGUAGGAAUGGUAGGAUCAGGAAAAUCUUCACUUCUUUCAGCUAUGCUUGGAGAAAUGGAAAAAGUGGAGGGAGACGUUAUUGUGACUGACUCAACCGCCUACGUUCCCCAAGAGGCUUGGAUUCUAAAUACAUCUUUGAAAGAGAACGUUGUAUUUGGAACCGGCUAUAACACUGAAAAGUAUAACAAGGUAGUGGACGCAUGUGCUUUGAGAGAUGACUUCAAACUGAUGUCUUCGGGCGAUAAAACCUUAAUAGGAGAAAAGGGCAUCAACUUGUCCGGGGGACAGAAGCAGCGUGUGUCUCUAGCCCGGGCUGUGUACGCCGACACGGGAAUCUACCUCUUGGAUGACCCACUGAGCGCGGUGGACGCUCACGUCGGAAAACAUAUCUUUGAUCAAGUGAUCGGGCCUAGAGGGAUGCUGAAAGGCAAGACUCGUGUGCUGGUAACCCAUGGUGUGCACUGGUUGCCCUACGUUGACUCCAUUCUCGUUAUGAAAGAUGGGCAGAUCCAAGAGUCGGGAACCUACAAACAGUUGCUGGAACAAAAUGGUGUUUUCUCACAGUUUGUGCAACAAGUAACGAUGACUGGGAGGAACGAAUGUGAGAGCAACAGAUCAACGUCUGAUGUAGGAGAGACAGUGUCUGAUCAAGACGACAAAUCCUCUAAAAAUACUGAAGAAAUUCCAAAGACCGAAGAAGUUGAACCGUGCAGUAAUAAGAUGGAGGACGAGGUUAAGGACACAGAAGAAGAGAUUGUCGAGGACGAUGAAGAAGAAACACAAGUUGGUACGUUAGGAAUGAAAGUGUACAUGGACUAUUUGAAAGCAUUUGGGUUUAAAUACUGCGUUAUGUGCAUUGUUAUGUUUGGACUACACACAUACUUUAAUGAAAGCAAAGAUCAUUUGAUGGCGAAGUGGUCUGAUGACGAUCUCCUUUCAAACCGACUCCUCGCGGAAACUCAAGAAUACACAGACAGAUCCUGGAAUUAUCUUUCUUCGUUUACCAUGUACGGUGUUGCUGAGGUCCUUCUUUCGUUUGGGUUCAUCAGCUUGGUGCUAUGCCGAGGUUGUGAGGCUGCCCAACAUCACCACAACAAGCUACUUCUCAACAUUCUACGAUCUCCUAUGUCAUUCUUCGACCUCACACCCACCGGGAGGAUCAUCAACCGGUUCUCCAAGGACAUCGGCUCUGUGGACGGGCUAGGAGGCUGCCUGCGCGGCUACAUUGCCUCUGUGGGCUGGUUAUCGGUUUGCUUUUGCAUGGUUUUAUACACAACCCCAGGUAUUAUCCCCUACAUGGUCCCAGUAACCGUUGUGUAUCUCGCAAUGCAGCGUGUCUUCAUCGCCAACUUGCGCCAACUUCGCAGAUACAGACAAAAGUCACGAUCUCCAGUGUUUGUUCACCUGAACGAAACCCUCAAUGGAACUGACUCCGUGAGGGCGUACAGCGUGGAGGAGCGGUUUAUCAACAAGAUGGAGGACAAACUAGAGAACCUGAUGAAGUUUGAAAUGUCAGAGCACUGGUUCCAUGCCUGGUUCGAUAUGCGCAUGACCGUCCUGUGUUCCGCAGUCACCCUCAUUUCUGGUCUGCUGUUGUUAUGGGAUACCAGAAAUAGUCUGAUAAUGUUUGAGGACGACCAAGAACAGGUAUGCUUGGGCUUUCAGCACCCUGAACAGAACAGCUCCUUCUGUGAGUCAACAACAUUCGUUGAGGUUGAAGAAAACGUUUUUAUCUUUGAUGAUAUGGUUCCAUUCGUCACUUGGAUACCACAUUUUUUCCUCUGGGCAGUCGCUCCACUGUACCUCAUCUGCUUCCUGUCAAGUGGCAAGAUUACCAGUAACAUGGGACACCUUGGACAAAUGAAGAUGACCAGCACUCUGUUCAUGGCCACCAUCUCCGCUGUGCAACUUACGAGAACAAGCAAUGACAAGGUCACGCUGAAUAGCCUUACUGGUCACUACUGUUGCCACUUGGCGAGGCUGGUCUCUCUGAUGCUGACCACAAAGCUAGCGACAGUAGAAAGACAAAGAAGCACCCACUACUCCUUUCCUCUCUUCGUGUUCUGGGUUCUAAUGCUGGUUUCUGACUCGAUGUCCUUCUUCCAAGAUGUCAGCUCCGAACUUUAUUUCCGUGACCCCUUCACCUUUGUGCUGUCUGCUUGCUGCGUUAUCGGAGCUCUGAUCCAGUUUGUAAUAUCUUCUCUGCCCAACUCGAGAGUUCCAGCACCGGAUGCCCACCCAGAAGAACUGACUUCUCUCCCCGGGAAACUCACUCUGAACUGGAUCACUGGCAUAGUCUGGCGUGGUUACAGAAACGGUCUAAAAGAAGAAGAUGUGCCUCACAUGGCAGCACGAGACAGAUGUCAGACUUUAUCUCCGGCUUUUGAAAAGAUUUGGGACAAAGAGGUGGCUGUUCUCCAAUCCCGUGAAGGUACUAAGAUCGAACAGACGGAUGCAUUGAGGGAAAGAAAAUGUCGGAAAGAAGUACAGCCCCCUAAGGUGAAUCUUCUAAAGGUUCUGCUCAAACGAUUUGGUGCUGAAUAUUUGACUUAUCAGUCAAUUAAACUGUUCUUUGAACUUACAAUGUUUGUGGAGCCACUGCUGAUGGGUUGUUUGCUGACACACUUUCAGCACAGAGACUCGGAACCAGCCUGGAAAGGCUACGCCAUUGUGAUGGGCUUGUUUGCCUCAGCGCUUAUCACCAACACAGGACACAGUCGAGUGUGGACGUCAGUGGACAGGUUGUCUAAGAAUAUCAAGAGUUCUCUCAAAAUGGCGGUGUACAAGAAAGCGUUAAGUGCUAGAAACGAGGGCAAGCGAGACAUUACCACCGGCGAGAUCGUUACUCUGGUCGCAGACGACUGUGAAAAGUUGGUGAACGCCAGCAACAUCGUCUUUCUCAUUUUGGCCACCCCUGUUCAAGUGAGUGUGGCUCUGUACAUGCUCUAUCAACAGUUGGGAACGGGAGCUUUCGUCGGUUUAGCCAUCAUGUUGUCACUUAUUCCCCUCAACGCUUGGGUAGGCAAAAAGCUGAAGAAAUUUGAAAAGGAAAAGAGUGACACCAAAGACAAAAGAAUCAAAAUCAUGAAUGAAGUUCUGAACGGCAUAAAGGUACUGAAACUGUACGCGUGGGAAAAGUCGUUUCUUAAGAAAGUGAUGAGCUCCAGGGAUCAAGAAGUGAGCUUGCAUAAGAAGAUGUGCCUAAUCCAUGCUGGUAUUGACUUUAUGUUCUGUACAAUCCCCUUCAUGGUGCGUGUUGGUGGCUUCAUGACCUUUGUCUGCCUUGGAGGCUACCUCGACCCUUCCACAGCUUUUGUGACCACGUCUUUGUUUGCAAUUUUAAACAAACCUUUCAGCAUCAUGGCCAUCAUUAUACCAGAGUUUGUUCAAGCAUCUGAUGCUCUGACAAAACUGAACAAUUUUCUGAACCUUGAAGACAUUCCAGAAGAUAUUGUCAAGAAAACCAGUGUAUGUAAAGAGUCAAUUACGAUCAAAGAUGGUGUGUUCACCUGGGACAGAUCUAGCUCAAAGAACUGCAUUGAGAACAUAAACGUGAACAUUCCAACAGGCCAGCUUGUCGCCAUUGUAGGAAUGGUAGGAUCAGGAAAAUCUUCACUUCUUUCAGCUAUGCUUGGAGAAAUGGAAAAAGUGGAGGGAGACGUUAUUGUCACUGACUCAACCGCCUACGUUCCCCAAGAGGCUUGGAUUCUAAACACAUCUUUGAAAGAGAACGUUGUAUUUGGAUCCGGGUAUAACACUGAAAAGUAUAGCAAGGUAGUGGACGCCUGUGCUUUGAGAGAUGACUUCAAACUGAUGUCUUCGGGCGAUAAAACCUUAAUAGGAGAAAAAGGCAUCAACUUGUCCGGGGGACAGAAGCAGCGUGUGUCUCUAGCCCGGGCUGUGUACGCCGACGCGGGAAUCUACCUCCUGGACGACCCACUGAGCGCGGUGGACGCUCACGUCGGAAAACACAUCUUUGAUCAAGUGAUCGGGCCUAGAGGGAUGCUGAAAGGCAAGACUCGUGUGCUGGUAACCCAUGGCGUGCACUGGUUGCCCUACGUUGACUCCAUUCUUGUUAUGAAAGAUGGACAGAUCCAAGAGUCGGGAACCUACGAACAGUUGCUGGAACAAAAUGGCGUUUUCUCACAGUUUGUGCAACAAGUAAGCAUGACGGGGAAGAACGAGUGUGAGAGCAAAAGAUCAACGUUUGAUGAAGAGGAGACAGUGUCUGAUAAAGACGAUAAACCCUUUGAAAAAACUGAGGACAUUUCCAAGACCGAAGAAGUUGAACACUGCAGUAAUAAUAUGGAGGACGAGGUUAAGGACACAGAAGAAGGGACUGCCGAGGAAGAUGAAGAAGAAACACAAGUUGGUACGUUAGGAAUAAAGGUGUACAUGGACUAUUUGAAAGCAUUUGGGUUUAAAUACUGCAUUAUGUGUAUUGUCAUGUUCGGACUACACAUGUACUUUAAUGAAAGCAAAGAUCAUCUGAUGGCGAAAUGGUCUGAUGAUGAUCUCCUUUCAAACCGACUCCUCGCUGAAACUCAGGAAUACACAGACAGAACUUGGAAUUACCUUUCUUCAUUUACCAUGUACGGUGUUGCUGAGGUCCUUCUUUCGUUCGGGUUCAUCAGCUUGGUGCUAUGCCGAGGUUGUGAGGCCGCCCAACAUCACCACAACAAGCUACUUCUCAACAUCCUACGAUCUCCCAUGUCAUUCUUCGACCUCACACCCACCGGGAGGAUCAUCAACCGGUUCUCCAAGGACAUCGGCUCUGUGGACGGGCUAGGAGGCUGUCUUCGCGGUUACAUAGCAUCUGUGGGCUGGCUAUCGGUUUGCUUUUGCAUGGUCCUCUACACAACCCCCAGUAUUAUUCCCUACAUGAUCCCAGUAACGGUUGUGUAUCUCGCCAUGCAGCGUGUCUUCAUCGCCAACUUGCGCCAACUUCGCAGAUACAGACAGAAGUCACGAUCUCCUGUGUUUGUUCACCUGAACGAAACCCUCAAUGGAACUGACUCCGUGAGGGCGUAUGGCGUGGAGGAGCGGUUUAUCAACAAGAUGGAGGACAAGCUAGAGAACUUGAUGAAGUUUGAAAUGUCAGAGCACUGGUUUCAUGCCUGGUUCCGCAUGCGCAUGACCGUUCUGUGUUCGGCAGUCACCCUCAUUUCUGGUCUGCUGUUGUUAUGGGAUACCAGCAUUAGCCCUGGUAGGGCCGGUGUGGUGUUGAUGUAUGCCACCAAUUUCAUGCACUGCCUUGGCUGGGUCAUGCAUCAUUCCUGCCACACGGAGACAGAACUCAUCUCUUUAGAGCGCGUAGUCGAUUACUCCAAUAAACCAACGGAAGCGUCGUGGGAGACAGAGGAGGAGAACAAAGCUGAACUUUCUCUCUCCACUCAGUGGCCGGAGAGCGGGGAUCUUGUUUUGGACAACUACCAAACUAGGUACAGAGAGGGUCUGGAUCUGGUGCUGAAAGGUGUGACGUGUCACAUCAAAAGUGGGGAGAAGGUCGGUAUCGUGGGACGCACGGGUGCCGGGAAGUCCUCGCUCACAGUCUCUGUCUUCCGCCUUGUGGAAGCAGCUGUAGGGAAGAUAACUCUGGACGGCCAACACAUCGCCCCUAUCGGGCUGCACGACCUGAGAAGCAAACUCUCCAUUCUCCCCCAAGACCCGGUGAUUUUUGGAGGCUCUCUCAGAAUGAAUCUCGACCCAUUCGGAGACAAGACAUCUGAGGAGCUGUGGGAAGCUUUGAAGCAUUCCCACCUGAAGACAUUUGUAGAAGGCUUGCCAGAUCAGCUGGACCAUGAGUGCGGGGAGGGCGGAAAGAAUCUCAGCAUGGGUCAGCGCCAGUUAGUGUGUCUGGCCCGUACGUUGUUGAGGCAGAGUCCAGUCCUGGUGUUGGACGAAGCCACAGCCGGAGUGGACAUGGAGACGGAUGAGCUCAUCCAGAAAACCAUCAGGUCCGAGUUCCGUUCGUGCACUGUGCUGACCAUUGCCCACAGACUCAACACGGUCAUGGACUAUGACCGCAUCAUGGUGCUGGAUCAGGGCAAAAUCAAAGAGUUUGACGCGCCGCAAAAACUUUUGGCAGACCAAACGUCAGCUUUCUACAGCAUGGCUAAAGAUGCCAAUCUAGUCUAGGUCAUAAUCAUUUUAUUACCAGUCAAUCCGUCCACACACAGAAGCGAGAACUGACUUUGACUUUAUCAUUGUUUGUGGAAAGUUUUACCUUGGCCACAAUUCUUCAUAUUUCUGUGCUAUUAUCAGUGAGUACUAGUGUUAAAACUGCUGAUUAAGUCUUUCUUUAAAUCCUUGGUUUGUUCUGGGCAUGAAUACAACAUUUUCGUGCUUUGUGAAUUUGUAAAAGCCAUAUUGUGUUCAUGAAAUAGACAAUGUAGCAUUAUUUAUGUUUAUUUUUUUCUUUCAGCGUAACUGAUCGAGUACAAUUUUAUUACUGUGGGUUAUCAGAGGUGUCGAUGUUCUGAUAAAAUUCACUCACUUUGUUUGUGUGAUAGAACUUGUCAAGAUCGAAACGUGGCCAUCAACAUUAUUUACAUUUGUUGUCAUUUCUCUGUUUUUGAGAGAAUGAGAAUGUAUGUAUAUGCGUGUGUGUGUUUGUGUGUGUGGGCGAGAUAGAUAAAGAGAGAGAAUGAAGAAGAUGAAGAAA
Aplysia californica (California sea hare) is the source of this 8974-nucleotide messenger RNA. RefSeq names its product multidrug resistance-associated protein 1. Gene Ontology annotation, biological process: transmembrane transport. Lineage: Eukaryota; Metazoa; Mollusca; Gastropoda; Aplysiida; Aplysiidae. Gene Ontology annotation, molecular function: ATP hydrolysis activity; ATP binding; ABC-type transporter activity. The transcript has 3 exons. The record is from RefSeq and is a predicted model, not a curated record. The coding region runs from base 337 to 8448 and encodes 2703 amino acids. Gene Ontology annotation, cellular component: membrane.